Messenger RNA from Juglans regia (Persian walnut), 1692 nucleotides. RefSeq names its product phosphatidate cytidylyltransferase, mitochondrial. The transcript is spliced from 12 exons. The record is from RefSeq and is a predicted model, not a curated record. Gene Ontology annotation, molecular function: phosphatidate cytidylyltransferase activity. Gene Ontology annotation, biological process: CDP-diacylglycerol biosynthetic process; cardiolipin biosynthetic process. Gene Ontology annotation, cellular component: mitochondrion. The coding region runs from base 510 to 1499 and encodes 329 amino acids. Lineage: Eukaryota; Viridiplantae; Streptophyta; Magnoliopsida; Fagales; Juglandaceae.
UCAGGGAGCCAAUGGUGCUCUACUGCUCUGAAAUCGAGCUCAAAUUCGAAGCUCCAUCAAGUCUCACUCGCUUCCCGUCUCGAGUGCCACUGUUGCUCUACUGAGAAACACAAGCUGCCCUUCGUCAGUUCGUUGUUUACAUUACUAUGUUUUCUAUUUGGCUGCUGAUUCCUUGAAGGAAAUAUCAUUAUCAUACAUAUUCUGAAACCUAUAAUUUACAACCUAUUUUGCCGAGAGAGGGAGACACGGGAAUAGAAAUAUUGUCACCGGAUUCAGGCACUGGUGUGUCGGAGCAGGCGAUCAGCACGGAAAAAGUGGCGGAGCAGCAGUCUCAUUCAGUUUGCUUUAGGUAUAAUCUAGUCCGUGCAGAAUCAUUGUCUUCACUUAAACGAGACGAGCUACUUCAUUUUGUAGUUCAGCUGUUUGAAACAAUUCCUCUUUGGUAUGUAUGUUUUUCUGCAGUUAAAACUUGAGUGAAAAAUCCUCUCUUCGGAAUUGCUCGUGUCGUUAUGGAUAAAGCUGAGCUUGAAAGUUUCCUGAAAGUUCUUCCCCCAGUAGACUUCUGCUGUGUCUAUGGCUCAGCUCUUCAUACAAACAAUCGUGACAUGUCAACCAUGGUGGAUUACAUUCUCGGUGUAUCAAAUCCUGAACAAUGGCAUUCUCAGAAUCUACAAAUGAACAAAAAUCACUACGCUUCAUGGAUGGUGCAUCUUGGAGGGCCAAAACUGAUUACUGAAAUUGCGGAUGAAAUUGGUGUCGGAGUACACUUUAACCCUUUUGUUACUUGGAAUCACAAGAUGCUCAAAUAUGGGGUUGUUCGGAUGCAUGACUUGAUUAAGGACAUACUCAAUUGGGAAAGAUUCUACUUGAGUGGUCGUUUACAGAAACCGGUUCAUAUACUUGUGGAUAACCUGGAUAUAGAAAAUGUAAACUCUGCUAAUUUAAAGGCUGCAAUGACUGCUGCCCUCCUCCUUUUGCCACCGAAAUUCACUGAGGAAGAUCUUUAUGCCAAAAUAUGUAGCCUCUCAUAUAUGGGUGACUUGCGAAUGCUUUUUGCAGAAGACAGAAAUAAGGUGAAGAAGAUUGUACAAGGGCAAUUUGAUUUAUUCCAGUCAAGGUAUAGGCCAUUUCUUGAAGAGUAUGAGGCUAAGGAGUUGUUGAGAUUCAUGUCGUCUGGAAGUGGCCAAACAAAUGUUUCUCAGGAUUGUGGCUUAUCAGCAGCUCGCUCUCUUGUUAGUUCCCUUCCUCCAAUGGUUAGAAGCAAAAUGGGCAUGAAGCUAGGGCAGGAGAAAAAGCUGGUAGAAUCUGGUCGAGUAAUACAUGAAGUUUCAAUUGGCUCAAGAGAAGAGGCUGCAAAAUGCAUGCAGAAGGUUCUGAGGCGAACAGUCAUGGUUUCAAGUGCAAGGCAGGCUGUCUCUGGUCUACUAACUGUUGGUGGAGUUAACGCUGUUAGAUAUCUUUCUAACAAAAUGCGCAAGGCUUGGAAAUCCUUGAGAUGAGGCUACCUUUAAGUUUUAUGAGAAAUUUUAUUUAUCAACCUCUCAAGCCUAUUCCUUUGUGGCUGGCCCCUGCACUUAGCGGUAGAGUUAUGCUAAAUAACGACGAUUGAUCACUGAUAGCCUGAGAUUAUAAACUAACAAUUCCACAUGGGCUUGCCUGGAUGUCCUAAUCAACUCAACUUGUUUGUUUGCA